UUUUUCAUAUUGCGCGGCUAUGUCAGUUUUACCUUAAUUGUUAGUUCAUGAAGUAAUUAAAUUAAAUCAAAAAUGGUUGUUAACGAACAGUGCGAUGAAUUAUUGUAUCAAAAGAUUUUUGAAAUUAGAUGUAAAAAGUUUAGGGAUUUUUUAUUUGAUUUCGAUCCUCAUGUACGUAUUGCGGGAAGAGCUGAUGAUGUGAAACGAGCCCGGGAGAAGAUUAUGCAAGUAUUGGACACCAGAAGCAACCGGGUCACGAUGAAGAUUGACGUGAGCUACACGGACCACUCCCAUAUCAUUGGCAAGGGCGGGCUGACUAUAAAGCGCGUGAUGGAGGACACGGGGUGCCACAUCCACUUCCCGGACUCGAACCGCACCAGCGCGACGGAGAAGAGCAACCAGGUUUCGAUAGCGGGCGACAUGGAGCGCGUGGAGCGAGCCCGCGCCCGCGUGCGCGCGCUCACGCCGCUCGUCUUCAGCUUCGAGCUGCCCAUCGCCGAGAGCAUUAUACUAUCUGCUGAAACGCGGUCCGCCGGCGCACCAGUUCGUGUCGUCGUCUGCCUACGUGUUAGUGCCUGUCCUCGUCUGUGGGUGCUGUGCGUUGGCGCUGGUGACAGGAUGCGGCUGGUGAAGAGUGCGCGGGGAGGUGGCGAUGAGUCAGCACCUAGCUCUGUACAGUCAAAUUCCAGCUAUGGAAUAUUCGGCAGCGCGUGCUCCGACAUGUCGGAUUGCGAGUGCGGCGCGGAGGACUACCACUAUGCUACUUACAAGAGUCCAUUCUGCUCGCACUCGGCAAGCUUCAGCAGCGCCGUCAACUGCGGCGAGCGCGCCCCCCUGCUGCCCGCGCACCACGCACUACUCUCCGCCCCCGCCCCCGCCCCCGCACCCGCACACACCACAUAUAACAGUAUUACCUUCUCCGACUCAUUGGGCCCAGGUGAGAUCUCCGGCCGCGACAUCAUUGACACAUACAAGCGCUUGGAGAAGGAAGACAAAUCGGAGCCGGAGUCGCGGCAGAGCUCGUUGGUCACUAUGUGA
Messenger RNA from Papilio polytes (common Mormon), 1038 nucleotides. RefSeq lists its product as uncharacterized. Bases 73 to 1038 code for a protein of 321 amino acids. Gene Ontology annotation, molecular function: RNA binding. The transcript has 8 exons. NCBI's taxonomy places the organism in Eukaryota, Metazoa, Arthropoda, Insecta, Lepidoptera, Papilionidae. Gene Ontology annotation, cellular component: cytoplasm. The record is from RefSeq and is a predicted model, not a curated record.